AUGGCACUAGCGAAGAAAAAGAAGUUGGCGAUCCGGCAGCGGAGGGAGCAGCUGAAGGAGCGGGAGAGGCUUGUCCAGAAAAGUCUGCGCUCUGCCGCGGCGGCUGAGGCAGCAGGGGACUUGGUGGAGUACAUUCUUCCCGAAGAAGAUUACGCGAUGGGCACCGCGCCGCCCUCGUCUACCACCGGCACUCCGCACGAUGCGGCCGCCACUAGUAACCCCAACGGCGGCAGCGGGAACGGCAACUUUGAUGUGGAGGACAAGGACCGUGUGCACUUGCCAUCUGUGACUGUGAAUGAGCCCACGAAGACGGUGGCGCGAGGGUCACGGCGCCGGCAGAAAAUUCCUUGGGAGUCGCUGAGGCUUUUUAUUGCCGAGCGGCACGGACCGGAGGUGAGCGCCCUCGUCACCGAACAUGACGGCAACGCAGAGGACCCUUACUUCACGGUGUUCCUCAAGUCCGUACGUCGCACCGUUCCCGUGCCGCGGCACUGGAACCAGCUGCGUGCCUUCUUGGUGAAUCAGGCAGACCGUGAGCGUGCGACGGACCUUGUACCGCCUGAAAUUGCCGCGCUCGGUGUGGAGCGAAUCCGUGCGACGAGGGACAAGAAGGCCAAUCCUGACCAGGUGGCCUUCGUGACGUGCUUUAUUUCGGGAACACCACUAAGGCGGAAGCAAUUUUAUGUGAAUCUCAGCCGGUUCGGGGAUAUUUACUACGAGGGGAAGUGGAUUCCAAAGAAUCACCAUGAGCCUGGGCAUCUCUCUCAACGCCUUCGCGCAGCAUUGGGCAUGGGUCCACACUCUCCUCCCCCGUGGCUGUAUGGCAUGCAGGCGAUGCGUCGUCUGCCUCCAGCGUAUCCCACAAUUAAGGUCCCCGGCCUCAACGCGCCCAUCCCACCCGGCGCACAGUGGGGCAACGGCGAGGGCCAGUGGGGACAACCGCCACGGAAUGAGAAGAAUACAUUUCUUUUCCCUGGGGUCAUGGAAGAAGUGGCCGCAGAGGAGACGCCACCAGUGUACUGGGGCACGGUUCCACCGUUGCUCACGAGCGAAACGACCUUGCAGCAGGGAAGUGUGGCGUCGCCGCCACCGACGACGACAACAACAGCAACUGCUGCAAAAAAACCAGCGGCGACGACAAAAUUGACCAUUACUCCCGUGCCGUUUCAUCCACAGGCCUACACACCCGUCACCGCGGCUCGAUACGUGGCGUCAGCUCCGCAGGAGUAUGUUCGUGUGCAGGAUAACACGGCGGGUGCAACUGUCGCUUUGGGAUCAAUAUUGGUGCCCAAAACCGCAGCCUUGUCAUCUUCAGUGCCGCCUGCAGCACCAUCAAAAGAGCCGCCCGAGAAGCGUACAAUGCCCACGCGCCCCCCUACAAAGUUCUAA
Trypanosoma cruzi is the source of this 1389-nucleotide messenger RNA. RefSeq names its product spliceosome-associated protein, putative. Lineage: Eukaryota; Euglenozoa; Kinetoplastea; Trypanosomatida; Trypanosomatidae. The coding region runs from base 1 to 1389 and encodes 462 amino acids. Gene Ontology annotation, cellular component: nucleus; U2 snRNP; catalytic step 2 spliceosome. Gene Ontology annotation, biological process: mRNA splicing, via spliceosome. The record is from RefSeq and is a predicted model, not a curated record. The transcript has a single exon.